This is a messenger RNA of Arabis nemorensis, 915 nucleotides long. The record is from the annotation of a GenBank genome assembly. Lineage: Eukaryota; Viridiplantae; Streptophyta; Magnoliopsida; Brassicales; Brassicaceae.
AUGGAGGUAGCAGCAGCGACUGCGACGAGCUUCAUAACGCUCCGAGCUCGUACGUCAGCGAUAAUCCCUUCUUCAGCAUGUAAUCUGAGAUCUAAAGGAAGAUUUUCUUCGUCUUCUCUCAGAGCUUCUCUCACAAAUGGUUUCCUCUCUCCGUAUACCGGAGGAAGCAUCUCCAGUGACUUCUGCGGUGCCAAGCUUCGUUCGGAAUCUCUUAAUCCGUUAAAUAGGUCUAGUUCUAAGCCUAAGCGUGGAGUUGUCACUAUGGUUAUACCAUUUUCAAAGGGAAGUGCACAUGAGCAACCUCCUCCUGACUUGGCAUCAUAUUUGUUCAAAAACCGAAUUGUAUAUCUGGGAAUGUCUCUUGUACCUUCAGUCACUGAGUUGAUUCUUGCGGAAUUUCUUUACCUUCAGUAUGAAGAUGAGGAAAAGCCUAUCUACCUCUACAUAAACUCGACAGGGACAACCAAGAAUGGUGAGAAGUUGGGCUAUGAUACCGAGGCUUUUGCAAUCUAUGAUGUCAUGGGGUAUGUCAAACCACCAAUCUUUACUCUUUGCGUCGGGAAUGCUUGGGGUGAAGCUGCUUUGCUUCUGACUGCUGGUGCAAAAGGAAAUCGUUCUGCAUUGCCCUCAUCGACUAUUAUGAUAAAGCAGCCCAUUGCUCGAUUUCAAGGCCAAGCAACUGAUGUUGAAAUUGCAAGAAAAGAAAUCAAGCACAUAAAGACAGAAAUGGUCAAGCUUUAUUCAAAGCACAUUGGUAAAUCCCCGGAGCAGAUUGAAGCUGACAUGAAACGCCCAAAAUAUUUUAGUCCCAGUGAGGCUGUUGAAUACGGAAUCAUUGAUAAGGUGGUUUACAACGAAAAGAGCACCCAAGACAGAGGAGUUGUGUCUGACCUUAAAAAGGCACAACUCAUCUAA